Molecule: messenger RNA, 1099 nt
Organism: Drosophila teissieri
Lineage: Eukaryota; Metazoa; Arthropoda; Insecta; Diptera; Drosophilidae
Exons: 1
Coding region: 20-1033 (337 amino acids)
Source: RefSeq, a predicted model, not a curated record
UUUAAAACAUUAAGUCACUAUGUCCGAAUCAACCGACCCACAAUGCUCCACCUCCAAGUCCAACCUGAUCAAAGUGAAUCAUGUGGGGGUAACGGCCAAGCUGCAGUCUCCCCUAAAGAAGAUCUUUCCACGGAUGAACUCCUCCAGCGAUUCUGACGCAUAUCAAAACAGUCAGACCCACUACAACAUGUUCAAGGAUGUAGCGUGUGGAGAGAUGACCGCGUCCACGGAUUCCGGCAGCUCACCACACACUCUGUACGAGAUGCACGCCGAGCCGGAGAAGAGUCUGCUUAGCCUGACGAAGAACAAGCCCCAAAGGAUCGAGUUCCAGCGCUACUCCAAGCGGCGUCCCCACAUCCUCGUUCCAACGAAAUCUGCUCCCAAGGCAAAGGCUCGUACCAAGUCCCACAAAGCAUCGCAGGCGAAGAAGCAGAAAGGUGGCUUUCUGGCCCGUUUGGUGGAGUCGCUGGACAAGAUGUGCAAGUGCCAGCCGCAGAGCCAGAAGUCCAUUAUCGAUGAUUUGCCGGAGCCGCAGUGGAAUCGCAAGGAAGCCAACCGGCACACCUGCAUCGGCAUCUAUCCCUUCGAGCACGGAUGCGCCGAUUAUCUAAGCACCACGGACACGCAUCCGAAGAUCAAUGCCAUUGUCUUGGCCGACCGAGCCACCACCUAUGCCACCCACUUCUGGGCGGAGCUCUUCGGCUUGCUCCACAUCGCCGUGGCCUUCGUGGUGGCCUUCAUCCUGCAGAGCUACCGAUUCGUGCUCUACUCCCUGGUGAACACCCUGAUCGUUGGACUACUACACAUGACCGCGGACUACAUGCUGAAGCCCCUUUUGACCAUGCUCUUCAACGGUUACCUUCAACCGCCUCUGAUUUUCCUGUACAAUGUACUGUGUUCUGCGAGGGACAUCCUCGAACCGGUGGCCACCACCCUGAACAACUUUAUGAAGCCGCUGGCCACAGUUGGGGGAAGUAUUCGAAUGGUGGACGUCAACUAUCGCCAGAUCCAUAAACUGGCCAAAGAUGUUUGACUUUCGUUUUGUUUGCUGUUAAAUUGUUAUUGAGUUUUAUCGUUUUAUUAAAAAAAGCGCAAUAUA